AUGGCGAAAACCAUCGGUGACCAACACUCCUCACCAGAAAAUCCCAAGCGGGCAGCAUUAUGGGACUGCGGCAGCUCGCUCUACGACUCGUUCGAGCUGAAAUCGCUCGAGAAGCAGCUCGACGCCGCCAUAGCUUCCAGAACUAUGUCGAUGCCUCACUUGUCCGACCGCCGCCUCCUUCCUCCGCCCCCGCCGGCGAAUCUGACGAACAGAAAAACUCCGUCCAAGAUAUCACGAUCCUUGCACAGGCUCAUCAGAUCGGUCUUUGGACAGAGAAGCAAUAGGGACGAUUGCCGGCAGAAUCGCGCCGGAGAAGGAUUUUACACUGACUACGGCCGAUCAGGUGCGCUUUCGACCAUACAUGAAGGUCCGGAGUUCGACGGCCUGUCGCCAGAGAUUAGGUCUCUGGUGAGAAGGACGGCGUCGGAUAGGUUUGGCAACUUCGGUUCUAUCGGGGUCUAUUGA
Molecule: messenger RNA, 465 nt
Organism: Striga asiatica
Lineage: Eukaryota; Viridiplantae; Streptophyta; Magnoliopsida; Lamiales; Orobanchaceae
Source: the annotation of a GenBank genome assembly